ACGAGCCUCAAAAAAAGCUCCUGAAAGGUUUUCAAAAACAUCGUUUCCCCAAUGAAGAUCUUGCACACUGCAAACAACUGAACAAGUCAAGUCAUUAGAGGCUGAAUCAACAAAUUUGUGAAGAAGACAUUUUUAAAGUAAAAAGAACAGGCCAAUCACAUACGGAUCGAUUCAAGAGAUUAGCAGCUGAAAAAUUUAAUUAAUGUGGCAAUAAAUGAUGGAAAUGCGAAGCUGACAUAGCCAAUGGCAUCUGUACGUUCUGCUGUGCCCACUGGGAAUUGUCCACCCGCACCCCACGCCCUCUCUCUCAUAUUCAUUCACUGCUUUGCCAAAUCACGUGUUUAACACCCUCCUCCAAUACCUAAUCUUCCUUCUUCCCAUCCACUCUGCUUCACUUUCUCGCUUGCCUGCAAUCAUCGUGUUUGAUUCCUGGGUUUUGGUUUUUUCUGCUCUGAACAUUUAUUUUUGUUGACUCUAGCAAAGGGAAAAAUGCCAGAAGGAAUAACAGCUGAGAAACUGUUAAACAUGAUGGAAACAUUUUCAGACAGUGUAUCAAAGCCAAGAUCUGGUGCAUUCUUUGAAGAGGACAAAUCAAGAGCUGUCAGUGAUAAAUUGAAUAGGCUGUUUGGGCGCCAGAAGCCUGUACACCAUGUUCUUGGGGGAGGCAAAUCGGCUGAUGUGCUACUAUGGAGGAACAAAAAAAUCUCAGCCAGUGUUUUGGCUUCUGCCACAAUUAUGUGGAUGCUGUUUGAAUGGCUUGACUAUCACCUCCUUACAUUUAUCUGCUUUGCUUUGAUUCUGGGAAUGUUUGUACAGUUUCUCUGGACUCAUACUUCUGGCCUGGUGACCAGGUCUCCAUCACAAGUUCCGCGUAUUGUUUUGCCAGAAGAAGUGUUUGUCGGCAUAGCGAAGAGCGUAGGGGCUGAAGUCAACCGUGGUUUGCGCUUCCUUCAAGACGUUGCCUGUGGCGGAACUCCCAAGCACUUCCUAGUUGCUGUGACAAGCUUGCUGGCAGCUGCUAUCAUUGGAAGCUGGUGCAACUUUCUGACUGUUGUCUACAUUGGUUUUUGUUGGAGCCCACACACUGCCAGUGCUCUAUGAAAGAUAUGAAGAUGAAGUGGACGGCUUUGUAUAUAGUGUGUUUGAGCAGCUGCACCACCAAUACAGGAAGCUUGAUUCUGGAGUUCUCAGCAGAAUCCCCAAAGCCAAACUCAAAUUGAAGAAGCACGAAUGAAGAACCCUAAAAAACGCUACACAUUGUUUGGGUUUUCGAUUAAUGAAUUGUAUCAUGCUGCUGAAUUAAUAUAAGGUUUUUUCAUUGAGAAUGUACAAACUAUGAUUUAGUCACUAAUUUUGUGCCUCUGAGAUUUUGUUUUGUUUCGUGAGACAUAAGGUAGUGUUUGGUUAUAACUUUCAAUUGAUUGCGAGACAUAAGGUAUUGUCUCGAUUUUAAUAUAAUGGACGCUGUUUUAUGAUAUAAUUUUUUUUCAAUUGAUCAUGAUUCGUGAGACA
Cuscuta epithymum is the source of this 1512-nucleotide messenger RNA. The record is from the annotation of a GenBank genome assembly. NCBI's taxonomy places the organism in Eukaryota, Viridiplantae, Streptophyta, Magnoliopsida, Solanales, Convolvulaceae.